GUGUUAGACUGUAGAAAUGCCUGGAAACCAUCCUUACAAACUGGUACAAAUUAGGAUCUUAGUUCCCAAGUUCUCAUGCUGAGAUCUCCCUGCCUUUAAAAAAAAAGGGGUGGUGGUGGUGGUGGUAAUCACUUUCGCUAUGGUACCUCAGUGUGGAAGUGAGAGUCUACUUUCAUAAGUAGUCAUGGAAAGUAAACACAACAUAUUUGAUUUUAAAAUUGUCUCAUCGAGAUUGAAUGUUUUACCAAGAUAGGGUGGAGACCUGUUCAACUUAAAAUAUUGUGUGCAGAUGAAUUUGUUAGAAAUAAUAGCUACUAUUUCUUAAGCAUUUCCGAUAUGCCAGGCACUGUGUUAAACAUUUUGCCCAUGUUGUUUAGUUUGCGUUCAGCAGCCACCAUAUGUGGUAGAUUUGUCCUCAUUUUUGUAAAUGAGGAAGCUGAGGUACAGAGAAGUUAAGUAACUUGUGUGAGGUCACAUGCUAGUAUUUGGCUUAUCCGGGAUUCAAACCCAGGCAUCUGCUUCCAGAGCUAGUGCUCUUAACUACUAUUCUGACCCUUAGAAAUGUUGAUUUGAUGAAAGAUAUUGAAAUAUUUAAUAAUUCACUGGAGGUGUGAAACAGCAGGAGUAUCAAAGGGAGCAUUGCUGGAAGGACAGCUCGCGAUUUCCAUAGAAGCAUUAAAUUCUAAGCACCAGGCAAAUACUCUUCAUUGUGUAACAACUAUUGCUUCUGCAGGAAGCAUUUAUGGUGGUUUGGUCCUCAAGAAAUUCCUAAAAGAUCUAGAAGCUACUUCCUAACAUGUCCUCACUUUAGUGAAGAAAAGACGAAAGGGUAGAAGAGAGUGAGGAGAUGGAGGAAUGUGAAAAAAGCCAUGUAAAUACAAUCUGUACUGCCUGGAUUCUCUGCAAAGCUGAAUUGGACUUCAGAGGAAGCCAGCUAUUCUCAGGACACAUCAGGGGUAACACCCUUCCAGAUGAUUUUUGAGGUUGAUGAAAAGCCCAGAACUUUGAUGACAGAUAGUCUGGUUAUAAAGACUUUUUUACGCAAAAUCGUUGCUGUGCUCCCCAAGAUUAGAUUUAAUUUCAGUGUAAAUGUGAAUGGAAUCCUCUCCGUGGCGAUCUUUGGGGCAGAGAAUGAACCUACUUUGAACCUGUCGAAUGGAAUUGCUCUUGUCGUAAACUAUCAGCAUUAUGUGAGUACACCAAAAUCCGGUACAACCGAAUUACUCUGCGGCAGAAUCCAUCCUGUGCUGGGACCUCCAGUAGCGCUCUUCAUCCCUGAUGAGGUGGCUGGCAUGGGCUUGUUGGGAGAGCUGAUACUAACUCCAGCUGCUGCUCUGUGUCCUUGCCCAAAGGUCUUUUCCAACCAGCUGAAUAGGAUUUCAUCAGUUUCCAUAUUUCUAUAUGGACCUUCAGGUCUGCCUCUGAUAUUGCCAAACCCGGAGACACCAACUUCUCCUGUCUUCAAAGAUACCUCUUAUUUCAUUGACUGGAAGAAAUACCACUUGUGUUUGGUGCCCAAUUUGGAUCUCAAUUUAGAUAGAGAUUUGGUGCUUCCAGAUGUGAGUUAUCAGGUGGAAUCCAGCGAGGGAGGUCAGACUCAGAAUAUGGACUCCCAGGGACAGACUCUGCUGCUUUUUCUCUUUGUGGAUUUCUGCAGUGGAUUUCCAGUCCAGAAAAUGGAACUCUGGGGAGUCCACACUUUGCUCACAACUCAUCUCAGUGCCAUUCUCAUGGAGAGCCACCGCGUGGUGCAAAAUUCCAUCCAGGUCGCUGUGGACCAGGCCUUGGAGCAGCAUCACCAGGCUGUCAAGGCUCAUCAGAAACUACAGGCCUCCCUCUCAGUGGCUGUGGAUUCCAUCAUGAGUAUCAUGACGGGUAGCACCAGCAGCAGCUUCCGAAAGAUCUGCCUCCAGACGCUUCAAGCAGCUGACACACAGGAAUUUGGGACCAAGCUGCAUAAAUCAUUUCAUGAUAUCACCCAGCACCGAUUUCUUCACCACUGCUCACGUGAGGUGAAGCAGCAGCUGCUCCCAGAGAAAAAUGAUGCAGAGCAGAGCACAGAGGAUGCACCUGAGAACAGCAGCCUGGAGCUCCUUGCAGGGACCAGCGAGCAAGUAGAAAACAAGAGUCUCAAGAGAGGCAGCCUCCGCCAAGGCGCGGGGGAGACGCGGGCUUUCCGCUCCGCCGGGGCUGUGAGCCCGUCCGAGGCCGCCCCGCGCCUCGCGGAGCCCAUCGCGGCCCCCCUGACCUCAGGCAGAAGCAGGACGGGGACCGGGAGCGACCUGGAGGACGCGCUGUGGCUGCAGGAAAUCUCCAAUCUGUCCGAGUGGCUGAGUCCCGGCUCUGCGCCCUGAAGCGGGCCCCCUCCCAGCGCCUCCACGCCCGCCCAACAGAGGCCGGGGCCGCGUGUUCUCUGUUGUUCAAUAA
This is a messenger RNA of Hippopotamus amphibius kiboko, 2427 nucleotides long. RefSeq names its product TOP6B like initiator of meiotic double strand breaks (gene TOP6BL). Bases 972 to 2354 code for a protein of 460 amino acids. Lineage: Eukaryota; Metazoa; Chordata; Mammalia; Artiodactyla; Hippopotamidae. The record is from RefSeq and is a predicted model, not a curated record. Gene Ontology annotation, biological process: reciprocal meiotic recombination; meiotic DNA double-strand break formation. The transcript is spliced from 17 exons.